AUGGAUAAAAGCGAUUUAUAUCGUUUUGCUCUUUUGAAUCAUUGGAGAAAGGAAAGGGAAAAGUAUCCCCGGCCUAAUCCAUAUGAGGAUGGUAGCGAAUUCGAAGAUGAAUUCGAUUUGGAUGAUAUUGAAUUGGAUGAGAUUGAUUUGAGAGAAGGUGAUGAUGAAUGCAUGAUGGAGUUAAGAGCUGAGGUGCCAUCAUCUGAUGAUGAUGAGGUUGGGGAUGAUGAUGAUGAGGAUAAUAAAGUUGGGUAUGAGGUUGAGGAUGAGGAUGAUGAUGAUGAGGGUGAUGGAGUUGAGGAGCUGAAUAGUGAGGAAUUGACUUACCCAACAUUCCUAUUCAGUGAUGUACAGAUAGCGAAACUUUAUAAGAUGGAUGUUGUACACGAUAAGGACUCAAUCGAAUUUGGUAUUGAGGACGAUAGAUUGAAAAGUCGUGAUGGUCCUUUCUUAAGAGACGAAAUAGACUUUUGGCAACGAAGUGAUAUAGAGUUGACCAUGAAUGAACAAUCUGAACAAAAACAGAAAGGAUGCUUUCAUUGCUUCGCUCGAAUGUUCAGGAGACUGUUCAAGAGAAAGUAAAUCACAACUUGCCUUAAGUAAAUCACGAAUUGUCCUUAAGAAAAUCACGACUUGUCUUAGUAAAUCACGACUUGGUUGCUAGUAAAUGAAG
Parasteatoda tepidariorum (common house spider) is the source of this 673-nucleotide messenger RNA. RefSeq lists its product as uncharacterized. NCBI's taxonomy places the organism in Eukaryota, Metazoa, Arthropoda, Arachnida, Araneae, Theridiidae. The record is from RefSeq and is a predicted model, not a curated record.